GCGACAUUUUAAGAUGUUUAUGCCUGUGGCAUGGCGAGGGGUUGUAUUAGCCUAAGUUCUGUGACUCAUAGUUGUCCAGAUUUGUACAUUACUGUAAAGUUAGUUGUCUGUUCGAUGACGAGAUGACUUCAGCUAUUAUCUCAGCCAUAAAUCUUCUUACGAAACCUCUUGGCGAGACAUAUGUGCAUGCUGCUCAGUCCUCACACCAAAAUGCGCUCCUGGUAGUGCUGCAGGCCAACAGAGCCCUUCUCCUGGAGCAGCUUCAAACUGACAGCAGCUUUGAAGAGGUGAGGGGACUGAAGAACGAGGUGACUGUGACAGCCAACUGGUUCUCCAGUGAAACAGAAGACAUCACAUGGAGCUUUGUCCAGGAGUGUCUCAUACUGCUCCUCACCUUAGCACGACAUCUUUCUUUUGAACUUGAACGUUUCAGGCAGACCCCUGCUCGCUCUGCAGCUAAACUGCAUACUCCUGAGGUGGCUCCACCUUUACCUCCUGAUAUUCUCAGUGUCAGCCAGCAGAAGACGCUUGGAGCUGCCCUUCAGUUUGUGGUUUCUCUGGGGCUUUGCCCCUACUUGGCCCCAGGAGUGGGUGUGCCUCUGGGUCGCAGGUCAGCAUUCGGAGCCAUGGUAGAAAAACUUGUCCAUGGUGGGGCGGUGCCAGCAGCAGCAGCACGCCGUCUUUUUACCACCACAACUGUCCUAUUGCAGUUUGCAGAGCUGGCAUCUCUUGCCACAUUGGUGUUCACACGGCAUCUGGGGGAUGUAAUGGCAGCACUGUGCCAGCUCGGCUACCAGCCACAGGGAGAAGGGAGAAGUGGCACAGAGGAGCUCAGUGCUGAGGAACGCCAGUCUUGUAGGGAGGCCAUUAAAAGCCUUUUAGGAAAAGUCUACCAGCCAGUCGUUAUCAAGGAGCUGCUGAUCCUCCAAGGUGGACCCAAACAGUCUGGUACAGUGGUAGGCUCCAGUGGUUCCAGCAGCAGAUCGGCUCCAGCGUGGCUGAGGUGUCUGUGUGGUCAGCUGCUGUCGGAGCGCCUGAUGCAGUCUAACGGAGUCCAAGCUGUAGUCCGAGCCAUCCUGGAGGGAGGAACAGGGGCCGAGUCAGACUGGAGGAAGUGUGAUGGUGUGGCCAGGAUCCUGGUGGCCUGUCCUCAACAGUCUGCCUCAGCAGACAGCUACUACAGACAAGUCUGUCCUCAGAUCCUUGGCCUUCUGCACUUCAAAGACAAGCUGACAGCCCAACAGUUUCAGCGUGUGGCCACCAGGGCGGUGCUCUCUAUGGUGCAGGAGAAGCCCAGCUUUGCCCAGCAGUACCUGCUUACUCCUCUUCUCACACCUCUCCACCGCUGUACUACAGCCUCCAAUGAGAGUCAUUCCCAAGCUGCUGUGAAGGAGUGGGAGCUGACCCACUGUGUGGAGGAUGUGUACAAGAUCUGGGUGGUUGGAAACAGCCCAUCAGCGUUUUUGCUCAAAGCUCUAGAAGAAGUUCUUGCUGUUAUCUUCACACUCUUCUGUUUCACCAAGCAGAACGUCUCCCACCUACGCGCCCCGUGCCAAGAGAUUUUGCUGUGGUACCUGAGCCAUGCUGAGACGUCCGCAGCCCUGUCAACACUGAGGCAGCUCUGUGGUCUGCAGGGACAGAAGAACGACAUGGCAGCAGGCUUCCACUUCACCCCUGGCAGUGAUGGAGGAGCCAAGUGCAGCUUCAGAGAGAGCUGCAGUUCAGUGUCUCCCUCACUACUCUGUUCUUGUUUCAUAGAGCUGUGGGGGGACCAGUGGAGGCUGGAGUGUCUGGUGCAGCUGCUGGCUCAACUCAAAGACAGCAUCCUACCUGGAGACUUCUUCCUGUCCCUGCUGCAGGAGCUGACCAGCUGGACAGCUACAGCAGGUGAAGAGGAGAAAGCUGAACAGGAGCUGAAUGUGUCAGCCAUGACACUGCUGGAGGUGGAGCAGCAGCUGCUGGGUCGAGCUGUGAGGCAAGGCCAGAGACUGGUUUUGCUUCAGGUGCUGGCUGUGAUGCUGGAGUCUCUGCAGCAUACUGUGCUGCUGGGAAAAACCACACAGGUGGUAGACUUCAUGGUGUGCCUACUUCAGAGGGCCUGUGUGGGUCUGGAUCAGGCCACUGAGCCAAGUUUUGGGAACCCAAUAGAGAGCCAGACGCUAAGCAUGGGGAUGGGUUUGGUGGCCACUCUGCUGUCUGGACCUCAGCAUAGUGCAGAGGACUACUCUUCUAUGUCAAGGCUGCUCCCGCCACUGGAGACGCUGUCUCAGAAGCAUUCUGAGGUGGUCGUCAAGGAGCUGGCAUCCAACCUCAGAACUGUCAUUCUCACACAUGGUGCCUACUGGCCUGAAAACCUCACUGCUGCUGCUCAGACCUCCAGAAAUCCUGAAACAUCAAUGCAAACUGAAGCAAACGACUUACAGACUAGUACUUCAUCUCCCCCUGGCAGUUGUUCCCUUAGCAACACCCAUAUCAGACAACCAGCAUCCUCUGGAGGGUCUGCAGCAGGAGGAACUCUGCAAGAAGGAGGGAAGACCUCUGGCACUGGUGUCCCUUGCACCCCUGCCAAGCCCUUUUCUGGUUGGCUGCUAGAGGCGUGCGACCCAGACAUACCAACCAGAGCCUUUGCCCUGAGGGUCCUGACCCAGAUGGUGCAAACUAGAACCCCAGAAGCUUUCCAGGCCCAGGAGAAAGUCCUUAUGCUCUUCUUAGAAAACCUGGAGCAUGAAGACUCAUUCGUCUACCUCUCUGCCAUUCAAGGUCUAGCUGUGCUGGCUGAUUCCUACCCUGAGAGGAUCCUAGCCAGACUCCUACAAAACUUCCGGCAUGACCCCUCCCUCUCUACAUCCAACAAGGAGCGCUCCCUGGAAACCUGCCUCAAAGUGGGAGAAGUCUUGAUGAGGGCAAGCAGGGCGAUGGGGGAGCUGGCACCCCAUCUCGGCCGUCCUCUGAUAGGUGUCUUUCUGCAAGGAACCAGGGACCCUGACCACAGCGUCCGGGUCAGCAGUCUGUCUAAUCUAGGGGAGCUCUGUCAGAGAAUGGACUAUGCCCUGGGCCCCCUGGCUCAGGAGCUGAGCUCCUGUGUGACUGCUCUGAUUAAAACAGAAAAGGAGGCGGAGGUGAGGAGAGCUGCUGUCCAUGUUAUUGCACUGCUGCUUCGAGGCCUCAGCGACAAAACCACCCAGGUUCUCGGUGAUGUUCUGAUGGAUCUGUACCGAGCUCUAAAGUGGGCGGCCUGCUCAGACCCAGAUGACGUGGUGGUGCUGCAUGCCCGGCUGGCUCUGGAGGAGCUUGAUGAUGUCAUGAGGAGGUUCAUCUUUCCUGAGCAGAAGCUGGAGAAGAAGAUCAUUGUCCUGCCAUAGCACUCACAUUUUAUUUUUCCAUAACUCCUCCAUAAUUUGAAUGUACAGAUGACUGUAUUUUUAUGUGCUCUGCUGCUGUCUAGUACUAGUUCUGCCUCCAUGAGACGUGGAUUUUGUGAUCAGAACUGCAGAACAACGGCAUGAGCCUGCAUCAUAGAUGUCCUUCCUUGAACAGUGACCCUAAACUUGUUGUAGUGCCAGCAGCCUGCUUCCAAAAUAAAGUUUUUAACACAUUG
Monopterus albus (swamp eel) is the source of this 3598-nucleotide messenger RNA. RefSeq names its product transport and golgi organization 6 homolog (Drosophila) (gene tango6). Bases 123 to 3362 code for a protein of 1079 amino acids. Gene Ontology annotation, biological process: protein secretion. The transcript has 18 exons. The record is from RefSeq and is a predicted model, not a curated record. Lineage: Eukaryota; Metazoa; Chordata; Actinopteri; Synbranchiformes; Synbranchidae.